Messenger RNA from Symbiodinium necroappetens, 2133 nucleotides. NCBI's taxonomy places the organism in Eukaryota, Dinophyceae, Suessiales, Symbiodiniaceae. The record is from the annotation of a GenBank genome assembly.
AUGCAAGGCACUGGGGAUCUCGAUGGCAGAUCCGCCAUUGCCUCCAGCUUUCCAUGCGGACCGUCGCAGCUCGACAAACUACAGUCACAGGCUCCAAGAUGGGCAUGGAGCAGCCUGAGCUCCCCGCCACCGGGUGCAGGUUUUUCCGAGGGCUCGGUGGCUUGGGAAGACAUCUUGGACGCGCAGCAGCGAGUGCCGACACAGGAGUCGAUUCGAGUUGCUGCCCGCUUUCGGCCAUUGAGUGUGUUGGAGAGGGAGAGUGGCGAGGAGACGCUUUGUGUGAAGUUCGGUCGAGAUGGCCAGUCGUGCACACUGCGAAUGCAGAAGACGCAUGGAAUCUGCGACUUUCCGUUUGCGUACGACCACCUGUUCGAGCCAGAAGCAUCGCAGUACGACGUCUACAGGGCCGUUGCGCAGCCGAUCGUCGAGGGAGUCAUACAUGGUUACAACGGAGCAAUCCUAGCCUACGGGCAGACGGGCAGCGGCAAGACACACACCAUGUUUGGGCCCUUUGCCACUGAAGCCUUCGUGGAUUCCUGCGACUUUGACUCCCACAGCCUCGGCAUUAUCCCUCGCGCGCUGCAGGAGUUGGUGGAUUAUGCCGAAAACACGGACGGCCUGGUGCAGCUGCGCGCUUCCUACGUAGAAAUCUACAAUGAGAACGUUCUUGACCUGCUUUCACCGCUGGGCGGUGUCAUCCCGGGUGACAUGCCGUCUUCUGCAGUAAUGCGUGAGCAGGCCAAGGAUUUGUUCCUGCCCACUGUCACUGAGACACCUUUCAACUCUGUGCGAGAGGCCAUGGAAGUCAUGCGACUGGGGAAUCGGAAGCGACACCAGGCCGAAACGAAGAUGAACCGACACUCCUCGCGGAGCCAUGCGGUUUUCAUAGUCACCGUCGUGAAUCGAGUAGAUCAAUCACGACAGAAGUUUGGCCAACUCUAUCUAGUGGACCUUGCAGGCUCCGAGCGCGUCAUCAAGACCGGCGUCGCAGGGACGCAUUUGGUGGAGGCUAAGAACAUCAACAAGAGCCUCCUGGCACUGGGUCAGGUGAUUUUUGCUUUGGCUCACAAGCAAAACCAUGUUCCGUAUCGAGACUCCAAGCUCACGCAGCUGUUGCGGAACUGCCUGGGAGGAAAUGCUCGGACAGCAGUGUUGAUCACCGUCUCUCCUCACAAAGACAAUGCCGGCGAGUCGCUCAGCUCGCUUCGCUUCGGCGCGCGUGCCUCCCUGGUGGAGAAUGCGGCGACUGAGAACGUGGCCGAAAACGUUCACGAGCUGAAGCGCCUGCUGGAGCACGCUCGCCAGGACUUGGCAGAACUCCGAGCCUCGAAUCGGCGUCUGCAGGCCGAGCUUUCGGUGAGAUCAGCGCCAUCAGGUGGUCACGACGGUAAAACUGUGCCGCCGCAAAAAUGUCUCGCGGUAUGGGAACUGCUUCCGUCGCUGGUUUGUCCCCUCACCCGCGGCAUCAUGAGGGAACCCGUCUUGGCCUCCGAUGGCUGGAGCUACGAGCGCCGCGCCUUGGAGAAGCACAUCGCCAGAGCUGGAAGGAUCAUGCCGGUCUCACCUGUAACAGGCCAGCGGCUUUCCACGCGGCUUUUCACGCCGAACCUGCUUGUGAGGCAGCUCGUGCGUCAGUAUCUUCCGGACCUCGGGCCGCUGGAGGAGCCGCUGCCGGUGAUCCAACUGCUCCACAUUUGGCACGUGCAGCUGAUCCUGUCCUUCCUGGACUUCCGAUCACUGGCGCGUUGUGAGGCCGCUUGGCCUUCUUUCCGGGCCAUGGCAGAGGACAAGGUUUGGGGGCAGCUUCUUCAGCGAGACUACCCCGACUGCGAUGUUGAGCUUCUCGCAGCGCGCAGUACCUAUCGCGAGGAGGCGGUAAAGGCGGCUGCCCAAAAGCCGGCCGCAGGAGGCCCGAAGGACAAGGCAGAUGGAGUAGAAGCACAGCGCGACACGACAUGCGCCUAUAUCCGUCCGUCCGUCCGUCCGUCCGUCCGUCCGUCCGUCCAUCCCUCCAUCCCUCCAUCCCUCCAUCCCUCCAUCCCUCCAUCCCUCCAUCCCUCCCUCCCUCCAUCCAUCCAUCCAUCCAUCCAUCCAUCCAUCCAUCCAUCCAUCCAUGCGUCCAUGCAUCCAUGA